Molecule: messenger RNA, 1609 nt
Organism: Heterobilharzia americana
Lineage: Eukaryota; Metazoa; Platyhelminthes; Trematoda; Strigeidida; Schistosomatidae
Source: the annotation of a GenBank genome assembly
AUUCUACCGGCGCGGAAAAACGAAAAUUUGCGGUACCAGCUAGAGAUGGCUCUACGGCUUGUUUCCCGGACGUUGUCACCUUUGAUUACAUCAGGUUUCCGUCGAAAAAUUGGAGCUGCUACUAGUUAUGUGCCUUCCUUUGAAACAGUUCAUAUGCCGGAGACUGAAGUUACUACAUUGGGAAGUAAUGGAUUUAGAGUAGCGUCUGAAAAUUGGAAUACACCUACAUGCACGGUUGGUGUCUGGGUGGAUGUCGGCAGCCGUUGGGAGGCGGAUUCCAAUAAUGGGGUCGCUCACUUCCUUGAGCAUAUGGCGUUUAAAGGUACUGAUAAAAGAAGCCAGCAGUCUUUGGAACUUGAAGUCGAAAACAAAGGGGCUCAUUUGAAUGCGUACACCUCUCGCGAAAUGACUGUAUAUUAUGCAAAGUGUUUUACCGAAGACUUGCCUUGGGCUGUGGAGUUAUUAUCAGACAUAUUAAAAAAUAGUAGAUUUGAGAGCGCACAAGUUGAGCGUGAAAGAGGAGUUAUUUUACGUGAAAUGGAGGAAAUUGAGAGUAAUUUCCAAGAAGUUGUUUUUGACUACCUCCAUGCAACUGCUUACCAGGGGACUCCUCUUGGAAGAACAAUCCUUGGUCCAAUUGAGAAUGUCAAGUCUUUGAAAGCUGAAGAUAUGCGUGAUUUUGUCAAACUUAAUUAUAAAGCCUCGCGGAUGGUACUUAGCGCUGCAGGAGGUAUUAAUCAUAAACAGCUAUGUGAGCUGGCUGACAAACAUUUUGGCGACUACCCAGCCACCUACAAUGAACAGGGUAUACCCAUCUGCGAACAUUGCCGCUUUACUGGCUCCGAAAUCCGUGAUAGGGAUGAUGCUAUGCCACUGGCUCAUGCUGCUGUGGCAUUUGAAGGUCCCGGAUGGUCAAACCCGGACACACUAGCUCUCAUGGUUGCUAGCAGUUUGCAUGGUGCCUGGGAUAGAAGCUAUGGUGGAGGGUUUAAUGUUGCUAGUAAACUUGCCGCCAAGUUUUUUAAAGAGAGUUCGGUACACAGUUUUCAACACUUCUUUACUUGUUACCAUGACACCUCUUUAUGGGGAGUAUACCUAACAGCAGAGAGGAUGGGGUUAGGUGAAUCUGUCCUUGAGUUUAUGAAGGAAUUUGUUCGUAUUUGUAGUCAAGUCAAGUCGCAUGAAAUCGCUAGAGCCAAAAAUCAGUUGAAGACACAUCUUCUUUUGCAGCUGGAUGGCACUACUCCUACUUGUGAAGAGAUUGGUCGGCAUAUGUUAGUUUAUGGUCGUCGUAUACCCAUAACUGAAUUGCUCGCCAGAAUCGACGCACUCACAGAUGAGCACAUUAGAGAAACGUGUUCAAAAUAUUUAUUCGAUAAAUGUCCUGCUGUCGCAGCUAUUGGUCCUGUUGAAACAUUGCCUGACUACGGUUGCAUUCGUGAUCAAACUUGGUGGCUUCGUCUAUAGGAAAGUAUCCUUUGCUUUAAGUGAUCUAGUGGCCAUUGUUUGUCAGAUUUAAUGUUGCAUUGCAGUUACUGUAUGUCGUUUUAUAAUUAUACAGAUAGUUCUGUGAUUGAUACUGUACAACAUAAUUUUAUGUUAAGUAGUG